UGGUGAAAUAGAGUGUCAGAAGUAUGCGUGGGGAAGUGGAAAAGAGCAAUCGAUUUCAUUCCCCUAAAAUUCAAUUAAGUUUUGAUGAGUGAAUUUUCAAAAUUCCCUCCUCCAAGUUCCAACUCCAGCCUCUAGGGUUUUUGUUGCCAUGAAGCGCGACUAUUACGAGAUUUCCGACGAUGAAUGGCCGGAAGACAAUUCCUUCAAUCCUUCUCGCGUCCUCAAACACAAGCCUUCUGCUCCACCUCCUCCUAUCGAGUCCUUCGCAUACUCCAACAGCACCAAUCAAAAUACCUCAAAAUCCUCCAAUUUCAUCCAAGUUUUAGAUAGUUCCUCCGAAGAAAUCGGACUUGGAAAUGCCUCUGAGAAUUUGGAGGACGAUGAUGCUGAAAUUGAAUCCACUAUCAACCAGACCAACUGCCGUGCCCGCCGAAGAUUUGUGGUGGAUGAUGAAGAGGAAGGAUUUAACUCAAAUGAAGAGGAGGAGGAGGAGGAGUUUGAGCUUUCCGACAACCAGGAGAGUGAAAAGGAGGAGGAUGUUGUAGGAAAGGCAUUGCAAAAGUGUGGGAAAAUAUCUAUGGAGCUUAAGAGAGAGCUUUUUGGUACUGCAGCUGCAAAAUGUGAUUCCUUUGUUGAAGUGGAGGAGGCUUCGUCACUAAGAAUUGUCACUCAGGAUGAUAUAGACCUGGCAUGUGGAGAAGAAGAUUCGGAUUUUAAGCCAAUACUAAAACCUUACCAGCUAGUUGGAGUCAAUUUCCUCCUUUUGUUGUAUAGAAAGAAAAUCGGGGGAGCUAUACUGGCUGAUGAAAUGGGUCUUGGUAAGACCAUUCAGGCAAUCACAUACUUAACAUUGCUGAAGCAUUUGGAAGAUGAUCCUGGUCCUCAUUUAAUUGUUUGUCCUGCCUCUGUUUUGGAGAACUGGGAAAGAGAGCUAAAAAAGUGGUGUCCGGCAUUUACUGUGAUCCAAUAUCAUGGUUCUGCACGAUCAGCUUACUCAAAAGACUUGAGUUCUCUUGCUAGGACUGGACAGCCACCUCCAUUUAACGUUAUCCUAGUGUGCUACUCGCUUUUUGAACGACACAGUGCACAGCAAAAAGAUGACCGCAAAAUUCUGAAGCGCUGGCGUUGGAGCUGUGUGCUAAUGGAUGAGGCUCAUGCUUUAAAGGAUAAAGGCAGCUAUAGGUGGAAAAACUUAAUGUCUGUUGCACGUAAUGCUAACCAGCGAUUAAUGCUCACUGGCACACCACUACAAAAUGAUUUGCAUGAACUGUGGUCAAUUUUGGAGUUUAUGAUGCCUGAUCUAUUUGAAACAGGAGAUGUUGACUUGAAAAAACUAUUGAAUGCAGAAGAUAAAGAGUUAAUUGCUCGAAUAAAGUCCAUUCUUGGACCUUUCAUUUUGAGAAGAUUAAAAUCGGAUGUGAUGAAACAACUGGUACCAAAAAUACAGAUGGUUCGUUAUGUUGGCAUGGAGAAACAGCAAGAAGAUGCAUAUAAAGAAGCGAUUGAAAGCUACCGUGCUGCAUCUCUAGCUCGUGUUUCAAAGCAACCUGUUAGUUUGAAUAAUGCUGCUGGUGUCUUUUCGAGACGACAAAUUUCCAAUUAUUUUCUUGAAUUCCGCAAGAUUGCAAACCAUCCUCUGCUUGUGAGGCGUAUUUAUACAGAUGAUGAUGUUGUUCGAAUUGCUAGAGUUAUGCAUCCCAAAGGUGUCUUUGGUUUUGAAUGUACAGUGGACAGAGUAAUUGAAGAGCUGAAGAGCUAUAAUGAUUUCUCCAUCCACAAGCUUUUACUUUAUUAUGGCGAUAGUAAUAAGGGAGUGCUGUCAGAUGAACGUGUUAUGAUUUCAGCUAAAUGUCAGGAAUUAGCCAAACUUCUCCCUUCAUUAAAGCUUUCUGGUCAUCGAGUGCUUAUUUUUAGCCAGUGGACAUCAAUGCUUGAUAUCCUGGAGUGGACCCUAGAUGUUAUUGGUGUUACAUACAGGCGCCUGGAUGGAAGUACUCAGGUGACGGAGAGACAGACAAUUGUUGACACCUUCAAUAAGGACACUUCCAUAUUUGCAUGUUUGCUCUCCACAAGGGCUGGAGGACAGGGUUUAAACUUGACAGGAGCUGAUACUGUUAUCAUACAUGACAUGGAUUUUAAUCCACAAAUAGAUCGGCAAGCUGAAGAUCGCUGCCACCGGAUAGGCCAAAACAAACCAGUUACAGUAUACAGGCUUGUGACUAGGAAUACUGUUGAUGAGAAUGUAUAUGAGAUUGCAAAGCGAAAACUUACAUUGGAUGCAGCUAUACUUGAAUCUGGAGCCCAAAUUGAGAAUGAAGGUGAUGCAAAAACUAUGGGUGAGAUAUUAUCGUCUCUUCUGCUGGGUUAGGCGCGCCAUGUUCUGACAUGAUUCAAACCAAUAUCAUUUUGAUCUAUUGGCUUUCUUUUUCUUCUGUUUCUGCGUUUUCUGAGGGUGAAUUGGAAGGUGGGGAUUGAUGUAGGAUCCCUCCAUUCUCAUCCUCCCCCGUCAAUCAUAAAAUGCCAUGUUCGCUUGGGCCUUCCUUUGGAAACAGAAAAUUGAGCCAAUCCCAUGGCCCUGUUGUAUUAUACUAGAAUAGAUAGACUCCAGUUUAUAAAAAUGUAAAAUACACUGUACUUCAAGUCUUGUCGUAGGUAAGCCCUUAUUUUAAUUUUUAUUAUAGCUUUGGUCAUGCACUUUUCCUAGCUGCUGUUAUCGCUCAAAGUAGUCCUCCUAUUUUGGUUGGACUUCCGGAAUGAACACUUUUUGUUUAAAUUUAACAGCGUUUUUAGUUGAUUCUAAA
Molecule: messenger RNA, 2801 nt
Organism: Solanum tuberosum (potato)
Lineage: Eukaryota; Viridiplantae; Streptophyta; Magnoliopsida; Solanales; Solanaceae
Product: protein CHROMATIN REMODELING 19
Exons: 12
Coding region: 149-2368 (739 amino acids)
Molecular function (GO): ATP binding
Source: RefSeq, a predicted model, not a curated record